This is a messenger RNA of Neltuma alba, 617 nucleotides long. Its product is annotated as CRIB domain-containing protein RIC10-like. Lineage: Eukaryota; Viridiplantae; Streptophyta; Magnoliopsida; Fabales; Fabaceae. The record is from RefSeq and is a predicted model, not a curated record. The transcript is spliced from 3 exons. The annotation marks the transcript as partial.
AAGAGAAAGACGAAAAUGAUGAAAUGCAGAUUGGAUUCCCAACAGAUGUAAAGCAUGUUGCGCAUAUUGGAUUAGACGGUCCAUCUGCAAAUACGCCAAGCUGGAUGACAACAUUAAACAGUGCAUCAGAAGCUCCAGAACUCUUGGCAGCUGCGGCGCCGGCAGAAAACUCCACCAAGGCACAACAAGGUAAUAACAAUACAAAGGGUGAAACAAUUAUGAGCACUAAAGAGAUUCCAAGGUCUAAACCAACUAAAGACUCUAGCUUGGAUUCCCCAACCCGACGGGGCUCUGAUGAGCAAAAGCAUGUUCGACGCCACCGACACACCAAUACAGAUCCCUCAUCGGAUUCUUUAACUCGAGGCUCAGCACAACAUGCUAGACAACAUCAAAGCACAAUUCAAGCUGGUGAGUCAUCAUCAGAAGAUACUGCAGAAGUAGCAGCGGUGGUAGGGGAAGCAGCUAAACAGCAUUAUCGGAGGAAGUCAAAGACAUCCAAUGGAGAUGCACCAGUCAAGUCAUCAAAGAGAUCAUCAAAAGGGAAUUCGUUGACCAAAAUCUCUCUUAUAGAUAUAGAAGCUAGGGAUGUAAUGAAGCAUUGUGAAAGUCUAGUUUGA